This is a messenger RNA of Ectocarpus sp. CCAP 1310/34, 816 nucleotides long. The record is from the annotation of a GenBank genome assembly. NCBI's taxonomy places the organism in Eukaryota, Phaeophyceae, Ectocarpales, Ectocarpaceae.
AUGCAGAUCCAGCAGUGGGUGAAGGAGGUCAAGGUUCUUGCCGCGACGAACACGGCGGGCGCCGCCGCCGCUGCUACGAGCGAUGCGGCGGCGGCGGCGGCGGCGCAGGCCCGAUACGCCUCCCUCAAAGAACUCCUCGCACGGCGGGAAGAACUCGAAGCACCCCUAGAGGAAGAGGAGGAGGAGAGCAACGCUAGGGGGGGCAAAGGCGGGCGAGGCAGCGGGGGUGCCCGCGGUGGUGCCCGAGGGGGCGGCGGCGGCGGCGGCGGCGGAAGCAGCAGCGGGGGUAGCGAUGCCGGCGACGAGGAGGACGGGAAAGUGGUGCACGGCAUGGGGGGCGUAUACGCGGAGGCGUCGGCGUUGCUGGAGUCGGUGGCGGAGGAGUCAGACAGGGCGGAGGGUGCGGUGGACGAAUGGUUUGACGAGCAUCCGGAGCCCUACUAUAAGAAAUCGGACGGAGGUGCCCGCCUCGGCUACUGGAAGACCUCCGUCGGCACGCUGGAGGCCGAGGUCGGGCAGCUGGAGAAGCUCGUCGCGACCGCACGCUCCGCGCGCGCGGGGCCGCCGGCGGCGGUAGCGGCGGCGGAGGACGCCCUAGCGGCCGCCCGUUGGGUCUUGAAGGCGGUCGUGCUGUUAACGGGAGGGGCUGGCGGUGGUGCCCCCGGUGGUGGAGCCAGCGGGGCGGGGGCGGCGGGGUUGCCGGCGUUUUCGGAGGUGUCUGCACUGCUGGACAACGCGGGAGAGGCGAUGGCGACGAGUGCGGACCGGCGGGGGAGGGCGAACACCGCCUGGCAGCACGUGAACGACAUUCGGUAA